Coregonus sp. 'balchen' is the source of this 975-nucleotide messenger RNA. The record is from the annotation of a GenBank genome assembly. NCBI's taxonomy places the organism in Eukaryota, Metazoa, Chordata, Actinopteri, Salmoniformes, Salmonidae.
CCAGUUGCAUCUGAACAUCUAGUCACUGGCAUUAUAGGAGCAUCUAUUCUCUUGCCCUGUGACCUGAAUUUAUCCAUCAACCCAGCAAGACUCCGGUUCCAUUGGCAAGAUCAUUCAGACGUCGUGUUGUACUCGUUCAACAAAGGAGUUGAGCAAGAAUAUCAGAACAAACUUUACACAAACAGGACUAAUGCCUUUCAGGUUGAGAUGAGUUCUGGGAAUAUCUCUAUCAAACUCAGCCAAGUAACACCUCAAGACAACAAGAACACCUACUGGGCCUUUGCUUCGCUGUUCGACAGUAAUGAUCAAAAUAUCCAUGUCACCAAAGAGUGUCAGACUACCCUGCUUGUGGCAGGUAUGGCAGAGUUAUUUAUAGCCCUUGUGGGAAAUCAUAAAGGACAUUAUUAAAGCAUUUAUACAUGGCACCUUUCUCUCAAUUCUUGUCUUUGCCUUGUACACUUUCAGCACGGUUCCUGACACCCAAAUUGACUGUGAACUACAAAGAGAUGAACGCAAUGUGUUUGACCCAGGGAGGAUAUCCUGAACCAAAGGUCACAUGGACCAUUCAGGAUCUCUCACAGCCUCAGAACUGCACUCUGGACCCCAGGGAAGUACAGACCAACAUUACACUUGAUCCUGAAAGUGGACUGUACACUGUCUGGAGCCAAGUGAAUUUCACAGAGAAUCAGUCUGUGACUUGCCAGGUGUUCAACCCCAUUCUGAGAGAGACUGUGAGCAACACAACCAUCAUAUGCACCAGUAAGAGCAUUCACAUAGACCCUGCAGGGACAUGAUACAGUGUGUUACAUCCACCUCUCAUUGCCUAAUCUUUAUUAACUAAAAAUGUAAUUAAACUGGUCUUGUCUUUUCCCCACAGGUAAGGUGCAGGAAGGCCUUUCUAUCGGUGUUAUUGUAGGCAUCACACUAUUGAUGCUGAUUUGCGUCGGGGGAAUCAUUUUUCCUGUGUACAAACAA